CUGGGCUGAGGUGGCUUCCUCUCUCCUCCAAGAGGACUAGUUCCUCCCUUUCUGACUUCGAGGACUAACCUCGUCUUUUGACUUCGAGAACCAAAUUCCUGGCUUUCUCAUUUCCAGGACCAUCUCGCUUUCUACCUUCGUAAACCCAUAUCUCCUCUCUGCCUUCAAGGCAGAUUUCCUCACUUCAGAACGACCGCAACUGACUAGCUCGUUUGCGUUGUCUAAAAAUUUCUUUUCUCAAUUUUGGAAGUCCGUGUUGUUCAACCGAGUCAGGUUUCUCGUCAACAUAGACAAAGAAUCCCCUGGAACGGUUAGUUAAAUACAGCCAAAGGAGCCCUGCAAAGGUACCUGAUACACCAGUCUUUCCAAACCUUCCUAAAUUCCGCAGGAGCAGCCCAGUUUGGUGACCAGUUGCCUGAAAGGUUUCUUGGAAAAAGCUCAGAGACGGAAGUUAAUUUGUCACGUUCAAGAACGGAAGACCAGCAAAGAAUUUUCUGAUUUCCUGUGAGGAAUCAUCUCAUUUCUGACCUUCAACAGCUAAACCCAGAAUGGAGGAUGCGCAGCUCUACGUGUCAGCCAACGGACUGCAGCGAAGGGAUGCCCUUCUGGUACUCUCGGAGUACUUACCACAGAUGGAGUGGAAGGAGGACGGAGAGACAGUACUCGACGUAGGUUGUGGCUCAGGUGACGUGACGAGGAACCUGCUGGUUCCCCUGCUGCCCCAGGUGAAACAGGUGGUGGGAGUGGACUUGUCUCAGGAGAUGGUCACCUACGCCUCAAAGACCUUCCAUCACGACUCCAUCAACUUCCAUCAACUGGACAUAGAAAGAGCAGUACAACCACGCCAGGUGUUCCCUGAUGGUUUUACCAAGGUGUUUUCCUUCUACUGCCUACACUGGGUCCAGGAACAAAGGUCGUGCCUCAACAACAUCUACCAGCUCCUACAGCCUGGAGGCGAAGCCUUGCUGGUCUUCCUCGCUAAGAACCCACUCUUCACUAUGUACCAGAACAUGAGUCUUAAGACCCGCUGGCAGCAGUACAUGAAGGACGUGAAAAGCUAUAUUUCCGUGUACCAAGACAAGACUGACCCAGCCCAGGUCAUGGCUGACCUGGCUGAAGACGUGGGAUUCCAGAUUCUUUCCUGUGAGGCCCCAGAGCUGGAGUUUGUCUUCGAUAACAUUAACUAUCUGAAGAAUGCGAUCAAGGCUGUCAAUCCCUUCGUGAAGAGGAUCCCGAAGGAGGAUCAAGAGGCCUUCCUGAAGGAGUGCCUGGCGGAGCUGGUUCUCCUUCAGGGAUGCCAGCAAGAGGAC
Messenger RNA from Cherax quadricarinatus, 1310 nucleotides. RefSeq names its product juvenile hormone acid methyltransferase (gene jhamt). Gene Ontology annotation, molecular function: S-adenosylmethionine-dependent methyltransferase activity. Lineage: Eukaryota; Metazoa; Arthropoda; Malacostraca; Decapoda; Parastacidae. The record is from RefSeq and is a predicted model, not a curated record.